AUGGAUAAUACUUUUAUAUUACCAAAUAAGGCAGUUCGAAAAUCUAGAUAUCGUAAAGGGUAUAUAAAGAAACAAGCUAAAAACAUUGAUCGAAAAGAACAUGAAAAUAAUAAGAAUGUGUCUUUUAAUCAAAUAGAUUAUGUUGGGGUUACUUAUGAAAAUUACAAUAGGAAAUCAUACAAGAAGAAUAAGGAAGUUGAUAAAGUAUGGUUUAGUGGAAGAACUAAAGCGAAUACUAAAUUUAAUAAAUUUUUGGUUGAAGGGGUUGAAGGGGUUGAAGGUAAUAGUAUGAAUGUUAACAUUGUUUUUGAGGAUGAAAUAGAAACCAAAAAGGACACUGAAAAUCAAACAGAAAAUGGUGAUAAAUCAGUAUCAGCCGAAGAAUUUGAGAAACAAUUAAAGGAAGGUGAAGAAAACGAAAAUCGGCAAGAAGAUGAAAUAUUUGUUGUGGAAGGUGAACUAGAUACCAAAGAAAUUAAGAUUGAAGAAACCUGGCUCAGUUCAGAUCGAGAUUAUACAUAUCAAGAACUUUUGGGCAGAGUCUUCCAAACCCUUCGGCAAAAUAAUCCUGAACUUGCCGGUGAAAAGAAGAGAUACACGAUCGUACCACCAUCAGUUCACCGUGAAGGAAACAAAAAGACAAUAUUUGCAAACGUUGCGGACAUUUGUAAGAGGAUGCACAGACAACCUGAACACGUAAUUCAAUUCUUAUUUACUGAAUUGGGUACAAGUGGUUCGAUCGAUGGUUCACAACGUCUAGUCAUCAAAGGUCGCUUUCAACAAAAACAGAUUGAAAACGUAUUGCGUCGAUAUAUAGUUGAAUAUGUUACUUGUAAGACCUGCAAGUCUCCUGAUACAAUCCUUACCAAAGAAAAUCGUAUUUUCUUUCAGCAGUGUGAAAGUUGUGGAUCAACGAGAUCAGUUUCAGCAAUUAAGUCAGCAUCAAUUUCAUCGAUACUUUCUUUUAAUAAAUUUGAAGCCUGCCUACAGUUUAAUCCAAAAAUUGGUGAGGUUGAAAGGAAUCAAAACUUCGCAUCUAGCAUACUGGAGAAAUAUCAACCGGAAGAUAUAGAUAUUUUGAUUCUUCCCGAAUUGGCCUUCACCGGUUAUGUUUUUAAUGAUAAGGAUCAUAUUAAACCGUACUUGGAAGACUCGGAAACAGGAACUUCUGUUAAAUGGGCCAAAGCGCAAUCUAUUAGAUUACGUGCAUUCACCGUAGUUGGAUAUCCGCAAAUCGUAAAAGGAAAUCCAGAUAAAUGCUAUAAUAGCUUGUGUUUUGUCAACCCUUAUGGCGAGCUUAUCGAAACGUAUCAAAAAACUCAUUUGUACGAAACAGACGAAAGUUGGGCCGAAGAAGGUCCUGGAUUUAAGUCAAUAAACGUCCCUGGCCUGGGAAAGAUCGGUUUCGGCAUAUGCAUGGAUCUCAAUCCGUAUCAAUUCAAAGCUAGCUUUACCAAAUAUGAAUUCGCUCGUUAUCAUAUUCAACAUCAAACAGAAAUUAUAUUAUGUCCAAUGGCCUGGAUUAGAUCCGAAUAUAGUCAACAAAUAAAUGUCGAUAAGCCGGAAUAUAGAACCGUAAAUUACUGGUGUGAUCGAUUAUCACCCUAUUUAACAAAUUCAGGACCUAAACGUAAUACGCUAUUCGUUGCGUGUAAUCGUACAGGAAUAGAGAAUGGUAUUUGUUUUGCGGGAAGUAGUAGCGUUCUACUAUUAUCCUCCGAGCACCCAAUUGUGUUGGAUUCGUUGAAAUCUAAUGAAGAAGCUGUUAUGGUGGUUGACGUGCCACGCUUGUAA
Messenger RNA from Funneliformis mosseae, 1794 nucleotides. Lineage: Eukaryota; Fungi; Glomeromycota; Glomeromycetes; Glomerales; Glomeraceae. The record is from the annotation of a GenBank genome assembly.